UAAAAUAUUAUGACAACAUCCAUUGUUACAUUAUCAGAGCUUUUAGAAGCUAGGGUUCAUCUAGGUCAUAGGUUUAAUAAAUGGAACCCUAAAAUGGUAAGCUUUAUUUAUGCAGAGCGGAAUAAAAUUCAUAUCAUAGAUUUAGUCCAAACAGCAUUUUUCUUAGGCUCAGCAUGUGAUUAUGUAAAAAUUUUAGCAAAACAAGGAAAGCAAUUUUUAUUUGUUGGAACAAGACAAGAAUUAAAUACAAUUCUUGCUGAAGAAGCACAAAGAUGUAACUCCUUUUAUAUAAAUCAAAGAUGGUUAGGAGGAUUACUAACUAAUUGGGUCACAAUAAAAAGUAGAGUACAAGCUUUAGAAGACCUAGAAAAAAAAGAAGAAGAAGGCUUUUUUAAGAGUUUACCUAAAAAAGAGUCGUCACGCUUAAAGAAAGAAUUAGAUAAACUACUAAUUAUUACAGAUCAGAGAAAAGAUUUAACUGCUGUACAAGAAUGUAACAAACUUAAUAUUCCUACUAUUUGCAUUGUAGAUACGAAUUGUAAUCCAGAUAUAGUUGAUUUGCCUAUCCCAGCUAAUGAUGAUGCUAUUUGUUCAGUUAGAUUAAUAGUAGGUAAACUAGUUGAUUUUAUUAAAGAAGGUCAGAAAGAAAGAGAAUUAAGUAAAAAUAGUUAACAUUUUCUAUUAACAGUAUAUAAAAAAGGAAAAUAAAAUGUUAGAAAUUUCU
This is a messenger RNA of Galdieria sulphuraria, 724 nucleotides long. RefSeq names its product [pt] small subunit ribosomal protein S2 (plastid). Gene Ontology annotation, cellular component: mitochondrial small ribosomal subunit; ribosome. The record is from RefSeq and is a predicted model, not a curated record. Gene Ontology annotation, biological process: translation. The coding region runs from base 10 to 672 and encodes 220 amino acids. NCBI's taxonomy places the organism in Eukaryota, Rhodophyta, Bangiophyceae, Galdieriales, Galdieriaceae. Gene Ontology annotation, molecular function: structural constituent of ribosome. The transcript is spliced from 2 exons.